CUUUCCUUUCCCCUCUUUUCUCUUUCCUUGCUUUCUCUUUCUAACAGUUUUUGAAUAUAUGGGUCCUUCCUUACUUAUUCUUUGUACUAUUAAACUUUUCAGAUGUAUUUUCAUUUAUUUAUUUGUUUGUCUGUUUGUUUGUUCGAGCUCUGGAGGUGAAAUUUGUGAAAGGAGAUCUAAAGGAUGUUAUAAAGUUUCCAUUUUGAAAGCCCUGAAACUGCCAUAAAAAAAACCCAAACUUUAUUUUUUUUCCUUUUUCAAGAUUUUGUUUUUGGUCUAUAAUAGUAGAUCUGAUUAUGGGUUACGAUGCGUGCAAAUAUUGGACUUUGGGGAAAUGUGGGGAACUGGAAAUUAUUUUGAAUCUCAAAUUUUCCAUCUUUCUGUUUGGUAUCUUUAAAUUUCUAUUUCUGCUGCUUUGGGGAUCUUAGAUUUUUCCAUGUCUGCUAUAUACAUAUUUACUGUGGAUUUAGAUCUUUCGUUUCCAUAUCAUGGAUCUGCGAUACCGUGAAGGCCGCUCAUUGGGGGCUUUUUUCAAUUUCCUACCAAUUGAGAGUUAGAAAAUCUUCAUGGAUGACGAUGCGUUGAACAUGCGUAAUUGGGGUUACUAUGAGCCAUCCUUUAAAGGACAUCUUGGUCUGCAGCUUAUGUCAAGCAUGGCUGAGCGGGACACAAAGUCUUUUAUUCCAAUGCGCGAUCCGAAUCUCAUGGUUACUCACAAUGCUGCCUUUCACCCACGCGACUGCAUUGUUUCGGAGGCUCCUAUCCCCAUGAAUUACGUUAGGGAUAGUUGGAUUAGCCAGAGAGAAAAGUUUUUUAACAUGUUACCAGGCAUUUCUCCUAACUACGGCAUUCUGCCUGAAACUUCAGCUGCUCAUUCACUGCCAAUUUUGCAGCCAUCACCCAAUUCUUCAACAACAGAUGAGAGGGUGGUUGGCAGAGUUGAAGAGCCACCAGCUACCAAGGAAAGUGUGGAGUUGAAGAAAAGGCAGAGCGAGUCUGCCCCGAAGACACCAAAGACCAAAAAGCCUAGGAAGCCAAAGGAUAAUACCAAUUCUUCUGUUCAACGUGUGAAGCCAGCAAAGAAGAGUAUGGAUAUUAAAAUCAAUGGGUACGAUAUGGAUAUUUCCGGCAUUCCGAUCCCGGUUUGCUCAUGCACUGGAACCCCUCAGCAAUGCUAUCGAUGGGGCUGUGGCGGUUGGCAAUCUGCUUGUUGCACCACAAAUGUAUCCAUGUAUCCUUUGCCAAUGAGCACCAAGAGGCGUGGUGCGAGGAUAGCUGGGCGGAAAAUGAGUCAAGGGGCAUUCAAAAAGGUCCUGGAGAAACUCGCAGCCGAAAACUAUAACUUCAAUAACCCAAUUGAUUUGAGGACUCAUUGGGCCAGACAUGGUACCAACAAGUUUGUCACUAUCAGGUAGAGAGCUAAAAGGAUGGUAUCAACAGCGGGUCUGCAUCGCAUGUAUAUAUAUCUCGGCCUCCUGUGGAGAUGUUUGUUGCCUGUGUAGUUUCAUGAAUUUUCUCAGUCAUGAUUAUGUUUUAAACACUUGAACAUCAUGGUUCUAGCCAACCUUUUCAGUAUUUUUCAUUCAUGCUUCUGCUUAAAGAACUUUUGUUUUAUUCA
Gossypium raimondii (Peruvian cotton) is the source of this 1618-nucleotide messenger RNA. RefSeq names its product protein BASIC PENTACYSTEINE2. Gene Ontology annotation, molecular function: DNA-binding transcription factor activity; sequence-specific DNA binding. Gene Ontology annotation, biological process: response to ethylene. Gene Ontology annotation, cellular component: nucleus. The coding region runs from base 567 to 1415 and encodes 282 amino acids. Lineage: Eukaryota; Viridiplantae; Streptophyta; Magnoliopsida; Malvales; Malvaceae. The record is from RefSeq and is a predicted model, not a curated record. The transcript has 2 exons.